Messenger RNA from Talaromyces rugulosus, 1035 nucleotides. RefSeq lists its product as uncharacterized. NCBI's taxonomy places the organism in Eukaryota, Fungi, Ascomycota, Eurotiomycetes, Eurotiales, Trichocomaceae. Gene Ontology annotation, molecular function: oxidoreductase activity. The coding region runs from base 1 to 1035 and encodes 344 amino acids. The record is from RefSeq and is a predicted model, not a curated record. The transcript is spliced from 5 exons.
AUGGAUGGAAAAGAAAAUUCUGCCAAGUAUGAUGAUAGCUUCGAGCCGUUACUCUCAGAGCGCACCCCCGAUAGCCGCCAUCGCGUCUCUGUGAAGUACCGCAUAAUUUUUGUUAUCAGCGGAUUUAUAUUAGUUAUAUCAUGCAUUCUUUUGGGCUCAAGGGUUUUGGGCCUUCCAUUCAAUAGCCUUAAGAGCACACCAUGUCAUACAACUGUGCGGCCGGAAUGGAGGUCAUUGUCAUUAAAAGAACGGGAGAACUACGUUGCUGCUAUCCAAUGUCUUUCAAACAGCCCUUCACGUUUGGGAUUGAACACUACUCGCUAUGAUGACUUUGUUUAUUCUCACCUAGGGGUUGCCGAUGAUACCCAUGGAACUCCAAUAUCAUUGCCAUGGCAUCGUUUAUAUAUGCAACGAUAUGAAGAUGCCUUGAGAAAUGAGUGUGGAUAUAAAGAUCCCUUACCAUAUUGGGACUGGACGCUGGAUUCAUCUAACCCCACAGAAUCUCCUGUGUGGUCUAGUCAAUACGGCUUAGGCGGCAACGGCAGUAGACCAGACAAUUGUCUGGUAGAUGGGCCGCUGGCUAUCAUGAAACCACAAUAUCCCCAGCCUCAUUGCUUGAAACGGAACUUUGCGGUUGAAAAUAUGCACGGGAUGGAAUUCACAUCGUCUAUUGUUGACAAUAUAAUCUCGAAUACAAGCACGUACCACGACUUCCGCCUACUGCUUGAACGCGGACCCCAUCGAUAUAUUCAUUUGGGAAUUGGAGGUGAAAUGCCUGAACUGUGGUCGAGCAAUGACCCGAUCUUCUUCCUCCAUCAUGCGCAGAUUGACCGGUUGUGGUGGAGGUGGCAGCGCCACGGCCACGAAAAUGAACUUAGAGGGUAUGAUAGUAUCGACGAAGGUCUUGGGACUUCUGAUACUGGCAAUUUAAUUUCGAUGCGGGAUGUGUUAAAGUUUAGUGGUCUCGGUGACGAUGUUACGGCCGGCGACGUAAUAUCAACACAGACAUCACUUCUGUGUUAUACAUAUGAAUGA